This is a messenger RNA of Trichoderma virens Gv29-8, 1062 nucleotides long. RefSeq lists its product as uncharacterized. Lineage: Eukaryota; Fungi; Ascomycota; Sordariomycetes; Hypocreales; Hypocreaceae. The record is from RefSeq and is a predicted model, not a curated record. The transcript is spliced from 2 exons. The annotation marks the transcript as partial.
GCAUGCUCAACCGAUGAAGACUGCAGUCUUAACGGUAUCUGUGGUGAAAACGGCGUGUGCCAGUGUGAUCCGGCUUGGACCGGUACCGACUGCGGCGUUCUCGACGUCCGUCCAGCUAAGCGGGGUGGUGGUUAUAAUCUGACUCCGCAGGGAACAUCGUCAUGGUGCUCCAAGAUUGUUCAGGAUCCAAAGGAGAGCGAUCUGUACCACCUCUUUGCGUCCGAGUUUACUCACGGCUGUGGCCUCGACUACUGGGCUCCUUACAGCCGCAUUAUUCGGGCUGAAUCUCGCACGGGUCCUGCUGGCCCUUACACAUUUGCUGCUGAAGUUGUGGGAACCUUUGCCCACAACCCGACAGUCGUCUAUAGCCCAGCGGAUAAAGAAUGGCUUCUGUACUACAUCGGAUGCCCUACGAGCGUGUCAGACACAUGCCAAUCAAAGAGUUUCACCUGCGGACCAGGCAACAACGUUAAUGGAGAGAGUGGAGUUUCCGUCAUGAGCAGCCGUGAUCUCCGCAACUGGUCUUUCAAAGGACAGGUCAUGCAGGGCGACAACACUACUGACUGGGAUGCUGAUUUGACAAACCCUACUGCUUUUCCUCUGUACUCUAGCUCUUGCGGGCGUGCAGAGGCAACUGCCAAUGGCGGGCAUUGUCCUGGCCACACGGCGGCAAUGUCUGGAUUUGAGGGCCCAUACAAGAAGAUACAGUCCCAGCCAAUCUUUGAGGAAAGCAACGAGGAUCCAUUUGUAUGGCGCGACAAGCGAGGCAACUUCCACAUGCUUCUGCAUUCCCUUGAGCCUGCUGGUGGCUUUGGCUGGGGACCCCAAGUUGGUCGCCAUGCUUAUGCGAGGAACUACACAGGACCAUGGGAGUUUGGCAACCGAACACUGGCAUUCAGCACAUAUGUCCAGUGGGAUGAUGGAUUUUUCACCCAAUUUAACCGCAGAGAGAGACCAGAGCUUUAUUUUUCGGAUGAUGGACAAAUGACACCGCUCUUACUGUCAACGGGUGUGCAAGAGCAAAACAGCGGCCAGAGUUACAGUAUCAUUGUUCCUCUUGGA